Cladocopium goreaui is the source of this 3777-nucleotide messenger RNA. The record is from the annotation of a GenBank genome assembly. NCBI's taxonomy places the organism in Eukaryota, Dinophyceae, Suessiales, Symbiodiniaceae.
AUGGCAGCAAAGCCGAAGCAAUAUGUGGAAACCAUGGAAGAAGCCUACGCCUACGUGCAGCGGGAGUGGGAAAGUAGCGGCUGGACUUUGCUUGGCGCCCGUGGCUUUUGCGCUGUGCAUGUGCAAAGCGUGCGGAAAUCACAUCCCGCCUUGCCAAUUUUCAUGAAUGCUCUUGCUGGCUUAGUAGUGGCCUCCAAUGGGGCAAUGCUUCGGCUUUGGGGAUCCACGAUGCCACUUGCCUUGUGGGUGGUGAACAUCAAUUAUUCUCAAACUCGGAAGUCUGGGCUGUCUGCAAUUGCUGAAGUGUACGCAGCUGCUGCUGACCGACGGAUGCGGAAGAUGUUUCGGGAAAUCUUGGAACUAAAGCAAUCAGCUGCAACCGUGGCGAGCCUUCCGAAGUCUGUUGCCACCAUCACUGAGAAUGGGCCCCAGGAAGAAACUCUUCCUGCGCCAGCGCCGGAAGUGCCCCAGCAAGCUCUCCCUCCAUCUUCGUCUGCUACAACCUGUAAGCUAGGUGUGAAAGCCAGCAUUGCUGCAGCGCCCGGCCUUCAAGGAAGAACAUGGUUCAGCACACUUCUUCUGUUCGAUGAAAUCUAUGACUUCCUCAUGGAGCUUGGGAUUUUGGACACGGCUGCAGUUGCUGCCAAGAAACAGAGCAGUGCAGGCGCAGACGUUUCAGGGCAGACUCCAAACGCAGGCUGGGCCAACCGCCUGCUGCAAACGGGGCUGAGCGUGCAUGAGACCAAGACAUGCGGUUGCUUUGGUGGAUUGCAUGCGCCAACUGUGAGCACAGCGCUGGCAGGCAACUUUCACCCAAAUGUUGCAGUGGAGAUGCUGAGAGGUAUCCGUGGAGACCAUGGGUGCCAAACGAAAGCGCGCUUGUUCUUCACCACAGGCAAGCCCAUCCAGCCGAAAGAGCACUACGCUAGCCAUGGGAUCACUUCAGUGAGUGAGUGGUGCCCAGUGCCGGACAUCCUCAAAGACCUCUUGCAGUUGGAGUUCCUUGGUGAUCCAGUGACAGCAGCCACAAAACUCGAGCAAGAAGAUUGCCUGGCGAUGGGUGAAGCGCUCUUCACAGAUGAUGGUUUCUUUCCUCAUUCGUCUGGCUGGUCAUACAAGCUUCCAGGUGGCGUUGUGACCUUCUUGCGUUUCCGCAAGGCAGAUGACCUUUGCCAAGCCGAAUGGUGCAUAGCAAACCGGGACGUCGAGGUGCCAGAUGAGUUCAGCUUGGAGCUUGCAGCAGAGCGGCUCACGGAAGUUUUCAGCGCUGAUCACAGAGUUCUCAAGUUUUCUUCGGAUGCUCAGCAACUCUUCAAGAGCUACCAAGCCUACUUCAACAUUCUCGUAGCUGAAGCUAGACGAGAUGAAGACAUUGGGUAUGGUGCGCAAAUGGGCGCUUGCCCUUGGAAGCUUGCAAUCCUGAGUGCUGCCUUGAUGUUGUGGGACAUCAGAAGCAGAGCAGAAGCAGCCCAAGCGCAGGCUACCCUGGAAGAACAGGUGAGAGGGCAAAAUCCAGAUAAACACUGGGAACCGCGUGCGCAGUUCACUGGCCUCUGGGACACAGAGUUCUUUCGGAGACUGCUUCAGAAAGCAGAGUUUGUGUCUGGAGAACAUGUAGUGAAAUCCGUAAAGGUAUAUGGGGUGGCCAGGCGUGACGACAAGCUGUCACGUACCUUGACCUUGAAAGAUUUCCGAACCAUAGCAGCGGCAGCGCCAUCUACGCUGGUGUACUUCGACAAUGAGAAGGAUUGCUUGCGCUUUUCUUUGCCCGCUGAGCCAACCCAUGACUUUGAAAGCUGCUUGCUUGCCCAUGCAAAUAUCAGCGCUGCUGCUCUUCGAACUUUGCUCUCCACAGAUCUCAGACUGUGUACAGAUGCCAUGACAAACAUGGACUUUUCGACCAAAGACUCGCGCUGUGCCGGCGCGCGAAGUCAUACAGACUCACGACGACCGUCUUCAAAGAAGCGCAAGGCUGCUGAAAGGCCUCCUCGUGAUUCUGUGUCUUAUGUGCCCCAGGAGCAGAUGACUGAUAGUAAGCAGCUGGCGGAGCUUCGAGUUCAGGCUUGGUGUGCGUCUCUUUUGACAUUGAUGCAGCUAACAGAGCUAGCGCUUAUCAGGCACUUGCUCAAGAUUGGCAUGCUUCAGAACUUUUCACGCUGUCCUCAUUGCAAGUGUGGCAAGCUAUCCCCACUUCGAAAGGACAAGGGCCGCGGCUACGUGCAACGAUGUCGCGCCAAAGCCUGCCAGAAGUUUGUCUUGCCACAUAGCCACCAUCCAGUCUUUGUCACCAGCUGGGGAAACUCACAUAUCCCAUUGCGUCAGCAGGUUUUCGUGCUCUUCUGCAAUGUUGCCAGGGUAGACCAGGGAAAGAUACAUUUGAUCACCGGGCUCGGGCGACGCGUCGUAGAGUCAGUGUCUGCUAGAUGGCGAAAGGCUUUGGUUGCUUAUGUUGAGAAAAAGCAAGAAACAAUUCAACUGGGCAAUGGCAGAACGUGGAGCCAGUGCGAAGUUGAUGAAGUAACUUGCCGAGGCAAGCGUCAAGGUCAGAAGGUCACCUGGUUUCAGUAUUGCGGCUUGCUCAGGAGAGGUGAUCGGAGGACAUUGGUCCUCGCAAAAAUGAAAGUGAAAUCAACGCACAUCAAGCAAAGGGGGAAGGGCAAAGGCUCAGCAGUGAGUCCUGGGCCCAUAACCAAAACCGAGUGGAGACUCAUAGCUGAUGCAUACGUGAAAGGCAAGAAAAUCUUGCUGCAUUCAGACGGUGCUCGUGCAUACCGCUUUUGCAAAAUCCCGGGAGUCAUCACUGACUCUGUGAAGCACAAGCGGCCGAAGCCAAUCUACACAGCUUUGUGGUGUCAUGUUUUGCCCAAAGACCAGUCGAAGGCCCACACAGACCUCAAGAAGUUGCCUGCAAGUGAAAAAGAAACAGUGUGGGUAAAGAAAGGCACUCAGCUUGUUGACAAUGUCUGGCGACAGCUGAAGCUUUUGGGGCUGCCCAAAAGUACAAAGGCAGAAGACUCAAUCGUACACCAUCGAGUUCGAGAGUUCCAGUGGCACCAUUGGAAUGCCGAAGCCGAUAAGUGGCGUGCAGCAGGUGAGCAAGCGUUGGUCGGAGUGAGCAUGCUGGUGUCCAUUCUGUGCAGUUACAUGGCGCUUGCAGCGCUUCAUCACUUAGAGCCGCUGCCGAACCUGGUACUGAGUUACAUGGCUUUUGCAGCGCUUCGAAUGAUGGCAAGGCAGCAGCUUGCCAUUGCCGACAUCAUGGUGCCAUGGGCAUUGCUUCAGCAAGUUCUUCAGGUGUGGCAGUUGGAGCCUCUCCAUCUCUCUCAAGUUGAGCGUCGAGCCUCCUCCACAAUCGUCCUAGCCGCCCAUUCCAUGCGACGAAGUUCAUUCGAUUGGCUCCGGAUCCUGUGUCAAGAGAUCUUGUUUCAAACGAAGCAGGUCGAGACCAAACGUGCAAUGAUGACCUUGCCCUACACGAAUCUCCCGGCCAGCAUCAUUACCGACAUUCUUCGCUACUUGGUCUGUGACGAGUUCAUGGUGUUGCAGUACAUGAAUGAGGUUGCUGUGCGAGUACAAGCUCCCAGAUCUAUCGUUUGCCUUCAAGAAGGCACUCGCUUCCAGUAUCGUCAAGUCAGAGAUGAGUUACGUCGCCGGCUUCGCCAGGAAUCUGUGUUGCACAACAACAUCCGAGGAAUGGUUUCAGACUUGAUGAGAAGGAAUCUUCUCCUUGCGAGUCACAUCCACAUUCUUAGAAGCCGAGCCUUGCGCUACAUGUAA